AAGUUUGACAAGUUUAACCGACGCACAAAAUCUCUCUCUCUCUUUCUGUCCCUCCCUCUCCCUCUCUCUCUCUCUCUCUUUCCCUCCUCUGCUGCGGAUUGUCAGCUUUUUGCUUCAUUUUAUCCACCACAAAUAACAACAUCCGUGUUUUGGCAUUAACACAGAGCCAGCUCGAUCGAAGGAGAUCUAUUAAACCAUGGAGUUUCUUCAGAAACUGCUGUCGGGUUUCAGGCUUGACCUGGGACCCUUAAAAGAGCCGCUGGGAUUUAUCCGCCUUCUGGAGUGGCUCUUCAGCAUCUUCGCCUUCGCCACCACUGGCGGAUACGAGGGGUCCCUGACCAUGACGCUCAACUGUCCAAAUCCACCUCCACAAGACAUUACUGCACACUUCGGCUAUCCUUUCAGGCUCCAGAAUCAGCAUUUUGACAUCCCGAACUGCAACGCCAGCGUCCCCUCCAACGUGACAUACCUGAGGGGGGACUUCUCGUCCUCCGCCGAGUUCUUUGUGUCCGUGGGCGUCUUUGGUUUCCUGUACUGCACCUUCACCCUCAUCCUGUACCUGGGCUACCAGCACGUCUACAGAGAAACCAGCCGAGGACCCAUCGCUGAUCUGAUUCUGACUGGGAUCUUUGCGUUCCUGUGGCUGGUCUCGUCCUCUGCGUGGGGAAAAGGACUGACCGAUGUGAAGUACGCCACCAACCCCGAUUUGCUGGGCACUUACUGCAGUCCACAGUGUGUGACCAAACUCUACCCCGCCAUGGGACGCCUUAAUUCCUCCGUGGUCUUCGGCUUCCUCAAUCUCAUCCUGUGGGCAGGAAACUGUUGGUUCAUCUUUAAGGAGACUCCGUUCCAUAAGCCUGCUCAGGCUUCCUCCAACAUGGAGCAGGGAGGCAGCUCCUAAUUGGAUAAGGCAGACUCCUCCCACUCCAUUCAAGCCAAUCAGAAAUUAGAGUAUGCCACUGCGGGUUCACAAGGACUCAUCCUAAAGUAAAGUAAAGUUUGAUACGAAGAGGUUUCGGCUCACAGCUGGUCCGGUCCAGCUGCUGUUUUCACUGUGCAGAACGUUCACUCUGGCUGUUUGGCUUUGGGUUUAAGCAGAAAGCGUCCGUCUUGGUUGUGUUGACUGGUGCAGGUGUAAUUAUCUACGUCCCAUAAAUUGUUUUGCAUCAUUACUAAUCGUUUGUCGUUCACUGUGUAUACAGUUGAGUGCAAAAUUUUUUUUUUGUCUACCAGCACCACAACUGACACGUUCCAUCACUACAAAUAACAAAAAAUGGUCAAAUGGUGUAUGUUAGGAUAUUAAAAGUGAAAAAGCUAAAUGAUCAGUUCAAAAGAAUAACUACAAAUAUUCUCUAAUAAAUUUGUAUGUUUAGAAUAUUUAUCCAUUAACUUACAAACAUCUUGAAUAAACUCUGAGCAGCUUCUUUUCUUUUGCUUAUAUCCUGAGGUGCCAAUAUUUAGCCACAGCAUUUACAAUUUUCAUCCCUUGUUACAGCGAUACUGUUUUAUGCCAAAAAAAUGCACCCCACGGAUGUGGGAUGUGAAAGAUUUAUUUGCUUCUGGUAGGAGUUCCAGAAUUAGUGCCAUGUUGGACUUUCCUUUUUUGGUUUUCUUACUGUUGUUUGAUGCACAUUUAAAGCCACUCGGCCACAUACAGUACCAUUUGUUUGUUUGUUUGUUUGUUUGUUUUUUCCACACCUGCUAGGAUUUUAUGCUUAGCAAUGUUGGCAUCUCUGUAUAUACAUUCAAACUCAGCCAGAUCCAUUGGCAAAUUGCUCAUUUUUGUUGUGAAAAUCAGUUUUAAUUCUGGAGAUUUAAGUCUAGAGUCUCGGAGGAUCCUCACAAAACUAGCUUUCUGUUGAUUUGGGCCUGUUUCACAUUGUUGUCGAUCACGCCUAGAUGCUAUUUUCAAAAUAUGAUGGGGGGUGCAAACUUUUGCACUCAACUAUAUAUGCACUUAUGUGUACACACAUAUGUGUGUGUGUAUGUAUAUGUAGUAUGUACACACACAUGCUUAUAAGCCACUGAUGGACUGUGUGUUUCUUAUAUAAAUCUGUUUUGUUAAUUUUUUUCACAUUUGUCAAAAUUUGCUCUUGUGCUUUUCUCUUUGUACCAACUGCAAGCUUUAGGAUUUAGAAACACACACACACACACAAACGUGCACUCAGACAUUACACACUUCAACAUAUUGUCUUUAUAGAGUAUGAAGAUGUUUUGGACUGUUUAUUCUGACAAAGUGCCUCAAAUUAUAGACAUCCAGUGUCUCUCUGGGACUUUAAAUAACACUUUCACAUGAUUGGCGCAGUUCAGAGACGACUCUCGCACUGACUCCAGAUCUUAACACACUUUCCCAGUGCAUUGUGUUCUACUUAUUUAAGCUGUAUGCAUUUAAUUGUGUGAUGACAAAAGACUUACCUUCAGAAAAAAAAAAUCGGAACCAUUAAACACUAAUUUCCUUUUUUUUUUUUUUUUUUUUAAAGAUAUGUUCCUGUUUAUUCAAAUUACCAAUAUGCUUGUACAUUUUUCUGCAUAAUUACGGCAAGCAGAGAGAAUCUUAUUCAUCAUGUCAGUGUGCACGUUUUGUACGUUUUAUAUGAAGUAUAUCUCGUAUGAAAAUCUGUAAGCACAUUUCAGUCACACUUCGCUUUUCAAACUAAUUAAAAUUCUAUUUGAUUAAGCAUUGUAUUACUUGAAAGUAGCCAUGUGCUGACAUUUGUCUCUGAUGUUAUAUUUUACCCAAUUUCUAACCUGUUUCUCAGUUUGGAGCUGAAUUAUUCAUGAACAGAAUUACAGGAUUAUUUUCUCUGAAAAGGACACGUAAACAUUCUUGUUUUAAAUUUGUCUAAAAUAAGGGCCCUAAGACGAUUUCUGAAUACAACACGGGGGUAGUGACGAUAAUUUUAUGUUAGUUAUAUAUUUUGUUACUCAUUUAUUGGCACAUGCCUGUUUGAGAGUAAUUAUUGUAUCACUUAUAGCUAAUUUACAGUCUUGUAAGUGUUGUUCUUGUAAGUGUUGUCAUUUCUGCUUCUCUUCAGCUUUGUUUUUUUGAUAUUGAUGAUUUGGCUUUGGACUGUUCGUUUCUACCUUUUCUCAUACAAUAUGAAAGCCUUAAAUACACUGUGCCUUAAUCUCUAAUCAUAGCUUUUUUAAAAAAUUAAAUAAAUAGUGUUUCACAGUAUA
Messenger RNA from Pangasianodon hypophthalmus (striped catfish), 3180 nucleotides. It is a transcript of the gene sypl2a, whose product is annotated as synaptophysin-like 2a. Lineage: Eukaryota; Metazoa; Chordata; Actinopteri; Siluriformes; Pangasiidae. The record is from RefSeq and is a predicted model, not a curated record. The transcript has 6 exons. Bases 197 to 901 code for a protein of 234 amino acids. Gene Ontology annotation, cellular component: synaptic vesicle membrane; synaptic vesicle.